This is a messenger RNA of Brassica napus (rape), 2813 nucleotides long. RefSeq lists its product as uncharacterized. The record is from RefSeq and is a predicted model, not a curated record. Bases 1430 to 2404 code for a protein of 324 amino acids. Lineage: Eukaryota; Viridiplantae; Streptophyta; Magnoliopsida; Brassicales; Brassicaceae. The transcript has 2 exons.
CACAUAAACCCUAAAUCAUGCGCAACUUAAAAUCGAUCUAUCUCUCAAACCCUGAGGAACCAGAUGACGAGCCACAUAUCAAAUUGAAGCUCUUGACGAGAAGAAUCCAUCAGCGUAAACCGUUCGUCGAUACGAUCUCAGACGCGCCCUCACUUGCAGAAACAAUACACGGCGCCGUCUUGGUCUUUUGAAACCCUAAUCCCGAAGAACCCUAAAUUGUUCUUGCUUGUGUUCCGGCUUGCAAACUCCGAUCAAGCUCAGCUCCGAUCAAGCUCAGCUCCAGACGUUCCCUGUCCGUGAUCAACGUCCUCAGCCUCAGCACAGCUUGCGUCCAGCUCAUACCAAAUCCCUGACCAAACACAACCGUCCGCGAGAAGAAACAAGCUCGCGAUAGCCGUCGGCAACGCGACCCGAUAGGAGCCGACUCGAGCCCGUUCGUCUCAGCUCGUCUCUGAUCUUUGGAGGUCCGGUGUCUACAAUCUGCAAAACAAGGGUAAUCCUAAAUUCUGAGAAUAUGAAUUGAACCUGGUUGUUUUGUAAAGAUUGAAACCCUAAAAUCAGAACUCUAAAGAUGAAAGCCAUAGGAAAAAUAGAUCAAAUCCUAAAGAGUAAAUCGGAGCUCGAAUACGUCCGUUCUCCUAAACCAUAAUUCGAGAUUGAUCCAUUGAUCAAUUAAAAUAAAAGUUUUAAUGAUUUUGAAUCUCAAAUCAAAUUCCCUUGAUCAAAUAUCAAAGUUUCGAAAACCCUAAAACCCUAAACUGGAAAUCGGUUUUAAUUGUUUGAUUUAAAACUUGAUUGUUUUAUUUGAUCACCUAGAAAGAUUGCUAGGAUUGUUUAAACUCGAAUCUGAAUUGCUUGACUUGUUUAAACUAAAAAACUUGAUAAGCCCUUGAUUAUAUCAUCUCGUGGCCGUGUGGCCUUAUUGCCUUCAUACUCGAACUUGAUCACUACUGAUUGAUUGCAAUUGAACUUAGAUCUAAUUCCAGGGAUGAUGAAUUGAACUAAAAUAGCCGUGUGGCUCAUCUUGGCCGUAAGGUAUUGCUUGAAUGUUUAAAUGUUUAAAAACACUUAAUCUCGAUUUAUAUUCCUAAAGGCUUUGAAACCUUAAUCUUAAAAUCGAAUCCUACUAAUGUUUAAACCGAAACCCUAGAAUUGAUUAAGAUUAUUUGCAUACAAAUGAAUCUGAAUAUGGAUUGCAUUCAUACUGUUUAAAAGGAAUCGACCAGCAUGUAGUUUAUAAAAUCUUGAAACCGUUUGCAUUAAGUAGAACUACAUGGCCGUGUGGCUUGAUGAUUGUUUCGCACCAUGGUCGAUUAGAUUGCUUGAUUUUCAUAAAUGCGUAAGACAUGUUUGUGGCCGAGCUUGUCGAUUAUCUUGCGGCCACAUGAUCACAUUGUGAGACUCAAUUUUGAAUGAUGAUGUGAUUCAGAUGUCGAAAAUCUCAAACAGAGACUAUGCAGCCCUUAAUCUCUCCGGAGAUAACUACUUGCAGUGGGUGCUAGAUACAGAGAUCAGUCUAAGGUCAAAGGGACUUGGUGAUACUAUCAUCAAGGGCAACAAUGAGACCGAUAAAAAUCGGUACAUGGCUAUAAGUAUUAUACGCCAUCACCUCAUUGAAGGUCUAAAAGAUCAGUACAUCACGAUGGAAAAUCCACUGGAACUUUGGGAUGCUUUACAGCAUAGAUAUGAUCACCAGAAAACGGUGUUACUUCCAAAGGCUAGAAACGACUGGAAGAAUCUUAGAUUCUUGGAUUAUAAGUCGGUGGAUGAGUACAAUUCAGUCUUAUUUAAGACGGUCUCGAUGCUGAGACAUUGUGGUGAAGUAGUAACCGAAGAAGAGUUACUUGAGAAGACUUACUCUACAUUCCAUUCAUCGAAUGCAAACAAUGAGCUCCUGAUGAAGAACAGUGAAGCUAGACCUGUUGGAACAGCACCAUUACCGGAAGCUAAUGAGGUUGAAAAGAAAGAACCCAACGAGUGCAAUUACGUCCAAAACAAUAAGAGAUCACACGGCAAUGGCCGUAGUGGUUACAAGGGGCGUGGCAGUGACAAUUACUCGAACAGCCGAGACAACUACUCGACCGGCCGGAAAGGAAACCACAAUAACCAUGGUCGUGGUUCCAAUUAUGGCCGUGGCCGAGGUAGUUAUGGCCGUGGUCGAGGCGGCAUAUCCAAACCGUCUUACUCGACCAAAUAUGUUUGUCACAGAUGUGGAAUGGGAAACCAUUGGGCCAAGAACUGUAGAACCCCUAAGCACUUAUGUGAGCUCUACCAAGAAAGUCUGAAGAACAAGAACCCGGAGGCUCACAUGGUUCACGAUUCCGGAUAUGAGGCCGAUAAUGAUUCCGACAUUGCUAAAGAUGACCAGAAGGACUUUGAGACUUCUGAUUGUCUCAAGGACUAAAUUUUGAUACGACUUGUCUUAUUGCUUUAUGAUUUGCUUUGAUGUUUCACGAUUUUAUAUAUAUAAUAAGAAUUGAUUUUGAAUUCAUUAUCUUGCCUGAUCUUACUUGAACAUAUAAAUAAUUUUAAAGAGUUGCCUAAAGGGCAUAAAACCAAGUAAGAAAUCAUGAAUGGGUAUAGUAAGCAUAGUAAAGAAACUAUGGCUAAGGCAUUGCCUUAAAAGGCGUUAUACACACCGAAAAGAACAUGUGACCCUUUGAAGUUAUAAUGUAUGGUUUCCAAGUAGAAACAAUGGGUAAGGAAGGAAACAAGUACAUUUAGAUUUUAAGAAGAAAAACGCCUAAGACCUUGAAAGAAAGUGGUCAAGACUAUACCGAUGAUCUCUACUGAUCAAAACUAUGCUACAGAUC